Molecule: messenger RNA, 354 nt
Organism: Phragmites australis (common reed)
Lineage: Eukaryota; Viridiplantae; Streptophyta; Magnoliopsida; Poales; Poaceae
Product: transcription factor ILI7-like
Exons: 1
Coding region: 1-354 (117 amino acids)
Biological process (GO): regulation of growth; regulation of DNA-templated transcription
Molecular function (GO): protein dimerization activity
Source: RefSeq, a predicted model, not a curated record
AUGUCGAGCCGGCGCCGGAUCGGAGGUCGCCGCGCGUCGUCGUCCUCACUCCCGGCCACCGCCGCCGACGAGCGAUCAGUGGUCGAGCUCGCGUCGAGGCUGCGAGCUCUCCUCCCUCCCGAGGCGGCGGCCGCCACCGGCAAUGGCAAGGUGCCGAGCGCUCAGCUGCUGCAGGAGACGUGCAGCUACAUCAGGAGGCUCCAUCGGGAGGUGGACGGCCUCGCCGAGAGGCUCUCCGACCUGCUGCCGGAGCCGUCCGAUCGCGGCGUCAUCGACGGCGCCGAUGCGGCUUUUCCGCGCCUUUCUGAUGUGAGGUCAAAUGGUGCCAUGCCAUCACCUGGUUCCUUCAAUUAG